Anneissia japonica is the source of this 615-nucleotide messenger RNA. RefSeq lists its product as uncharacterized. The record is from RefSeq and is a predicted model, not a curated record. Bases 82 to 615 code for a protein of 177 amino acids. NCBI's taxonomy places the organism in Eukaryota, Metazoa, Echinodermata, Crinoidea, Comatulida, Comatulidae. The transcript has 2 exons.
AGACCAAAACUUGGCCACUUUGUCUCCCUGAUAACAAACGAUUUAAAUUCAAUUGAAGAUCAGUAUUUUGCCUAUUUUCGGAUGACGGAAGAACAAUUUGAAACCAUUUUGAACUUGAUCCAUGAUGAUAUUGUUAAACAAGACACGCGGUUCAGAAAAGCCAUCUCACCAAGAGAACGUCUAUCUGUCUGUUUAAGAUUUUUAGCAACCGGUGACUCAUAUGGAUCAUUCCAUUACAGCUAUAGAAUGGGCAUUUUAACAGUGUCAAUGAUCAUUGUAGAAGUCCGUGUGGCAAUAUUGGAAAGACUAAGCGGUAUUUACAUGGUAAUGCCAUCAUCACCUGACGAAUGGGAAAAGUUAGCAAACGACUUUUACCUCCGAUGGAACUACCCAAAAAGCCUAGGAGCUAUUGAUGGAAAACGUCAUAUUCAAGCUCCUAACAACAGUGGCUCGAAGUAUUUUUGUUACAAGGGCCAUUUUUCGAUUGUCCUUUUGGCCUUAGAUGAUGCUAAUUAUUGCUUUACAAUAUUGAUGUUGGCAACUAUGGUUCAGCAAGUGACGGGGGUAUCUUCGCAAGAAGCACACUCUCGAAGGCAAUUGAUAAGGGCACAGUGA